AUGCCAUUCAGUUUAGUCAGAAUCGAUGAAGAUGAUGUGUUAGAAUACGUUUUUGAAAGAUAUACUGCGAUCAAUUCAGACGCCGAUUCUAUACGCCAGGACCUGGGGAUUCAAGAUUCUAAAUCAACUACUCUAAAUAUUGAAAUUGCUCCACCAAAAUCUUUAAUCAAUGAUACCAAUAUAACUAAAAAAGGCAAAAAAAAGAAAGGUAAUAAGAGCUCAUCGGAUUAUGAUUUUUAUUCAUUUGAAAUAAAACAAAAUGUUACCAGUUUGCAUUCAACUCGUGAUAACGACAAUUCAACUACCGGCUAUGUCUUAUGGUCUCUAACACCUGUAUUUUGCGAAUGGCUACUAUAUAACGAACAGGCAUCACCUUUACACCGUGCUCAAAUGGUUAACAUAUGCUCAUUAGAGAAGAAAAUUAUACAUGAUAUUGAGUUUCCAUCCUUAUUGAAUGAGGACACAACGGUAAUUGAACUCGGAUCUGGUAUUUCUUCAGUUUUACCCAUUCUCUGCAGUAACUUUGUUGGAACUUAUAUAUGUACAGACCAAAGAGGAAUUCUGAAUGGGUUGAAACAGAACAUUGCGAAUAACCUUGACCUAGUGAAUAAGCGCACUAUAGUAUCUGAAACUUUAGACAUUUCUAAUAUCCAAGAACAACCAACAAACUCUGACGACGAAACAAUACCUAUUAAACCCACUACUCAACUAGAAGUAGCAAUUUUGGACUGGGAAACUUUUCCCAAAUCUAUCAAGAGUGGAUCAUCAAAUAUAUUGACAGAUUUUGUGAAACCACACGGGACGAUAUUUCUAUUGGCAUUGGAUGUAAUCUACAAUGAAUAUCUGAUCAACCCAUUUUUGCACACAUUACACUCGAUAAUGUUCUACUACAAGAACCAAAGGGAGAUCGUUGCUCUUGUUGGGAUACAUCUCAGAUCAGAUGACAUUGUACAGGAAUUUUUGGAGAAAGUAACUACAGAAUUUCCUUUCAAAUUACAUGUCGUUGAUGACCCACAAUGGUCUCAUUCCCGCUAUGACAUAUACUACAUCACUCUCUAA
This is a messenger RNA of Nakaseomyces glabratus, 1059 nucleotides long. RefSeq names its product S-adenosylmethionine-dependent methyltransferase (gene RKM5). The record is from RefSeq and is a predicted model, not a curated record. NCBI's taxonomy places the organism in Eukaryota, Fungi, Ascomycota, Saccharomycetes, Saccharomycetales, Saccharomycetaceae.